AUGGAGCCGGUGCCCCGCGAGGAGAAGCCUAACCCGCUGCAGGAUGCCAACCUCUGCUCCCGGCUCUUUUUCUGGUGGUUGAAUCCCUUAUUUAUUACCGGCCAUAAACGGAGGCUUGAAGAAGAUGAUAUGUAUAAAGUGAUGCCAGAAGAUUCCUCAGAGAAGCUUGGAGAGGAAUUGCAGUGGUACUGGGAUAAAGAGGUGCAAAAAGCAAAAAAGAGAGGAAAAACACCACAUUUAACAAAAGCCAUUAUUCUGUGUUACUGGAAAUCCUAUUUAGUGUUUGGAAUUUUCACAAUGAUUGAGGAAACUCUCAAAAUAAUUCAACCAAUUUUUUUGGGGAAAAUUAUUAAUUAUUUUGAAAACUAUGAUGCCUCAGAUGAGGUAGCUUUGAAUUUUGCGUAUUGCUAUGCAGGUGCUCUGUCUGUGUGCACACUUAUUCUGGCUAUCAUGCACCACUUAUACUUCUAUCAUGUGCAGCGGGCUGGCAUGAAGCUGAGGGUGGCUAUGUGUCACAUGAUUUAUCGGAAGGCACUUCGUCUCAGUAAUGUAGCUAUGGCGAAAACUACCACUGGUCAAAUAGUAAACCUGCUGUCAAACGAUGUGAACAAAUUUGAUCAAGUAACAAUUUUCUUGCACUUCUUGUGGGCUGGACCACUUCAAGCUGUAGCAGUAACAGUACUUCUCUGGAUGGAAAUAGGCCCAUCAUGUCUUGCAGGAAUGGCAGUUCUGAUUAUUCUUCUUCCUGUGCAAACGUGCAUUGGGAGGCUUUUUUCUUCCCUCAGAAGCAAGACAGCUGCCUUAACCGAUGUCAGGAUUAGGACCAUGAAUGAAGUGAUAAGUGGUAUGAAGAUAAUAAAGAUGUACGCUUGGGAAAAAUCAUUUGCGGAACUUGUGAAUGGUUUAAGAAGGAAGGAGAUUGCCAUGGUUAUGAAAAGCUCCUACCUUCGAGGACUGAACUUGGCCUCGUUCUUUGUGGCAAGCAAAAUAACAGUGUUCAUGACUUUCAUGGCGUAUGUGCUUCUUGGCAACGUCAUCUCUGCGAGCAGGGUAUUUGUGGCAGUGUCCCUGUACGGAGCAGUGAGACUCACAGUGACCCUGUUCUUCCCUGCAGCUGUGGAGAGAGUGUCCGAGUCGGUGAUCAGCAUCCGACGGAUCAAGAACUUUCUGAUGCUUGAUGAGGUCUCACACUUCAAGCCACAACUGCAUGGCAGUAACGAAAAUAUCAUUCUUCACGUUCAAGAUUUGACUUGCUCUUGGGAUAAGAGUUUAGAAACUCCAACACUUCAACAAAUUUCGUGUACUGUCAGACGAGGGGAGUUACUGGCUGUGAUUGGUCCUGUAGGAGCUGGAAAAUCUUCGCUCUUAAGUGCUGUGCUUGGUGAACUGCCUAAAGACAAGGGUUUGAUAAAUGUUACUGGAAGAAUUGCCUAUGUUUCACAGCAGCCUUGGGUGUUUUCUGGCACUGUAAGAAGUAAUAUACUGUUUGACAAGGAAUAUGAGAAAGAAAAAUAUGAAAAUGUUUUAAAAGUCUGUGCUCUUAAAAAGGACUUGGAAUUAUUGGCAAAUGGUGACCUGACAGUAAUAGGAGAUCGUGGAGCUACUCUGAGUGGGGGACAGAAGGCCCGUGUAAAUCUGGCCAGAGCCGUGUAUCAAGAUGCAGAUAUCUAUCUUUUGGAUGAUCCACUGAGUGCAGUAGAUGCCGAAGUUGGAAGACAUUUGUUUGAGAAAUGUAUUUGUCAGGCCUUACAUCAGAAGAUUUCUGUUUUGGUCACUCACCAGUUGCAAUAUCUCCGUGCUGCAAAUCAGAUUCUAAUUUUAAAGGAUGGUAAAAUGGUGGGGAAAGGUACCUAUGCAGAGUUCCUGAGAUCUGGCAUCGACUUUGCUUCCCUUUUGAAAAAAGAUGAAGAGGUGGUAGAACAGCUGUCAGUUCCAGGAACCCCCAACCUGAAGUCUGCCCGGAACCGAACCUUCUCGGAGUCCUCUGUCUUGUCCCAGGAUUCAGCCGCCCACUCACAGAAAGAUGGAGCCGUGGAACAACCAUCUGGUGAAAAUGCACUGGCUGCAGUGCCAGAGGAGAGUCGCCAUGAGGGAAAAAUAAACUUUAAAGUUUACAGAAAAUACUUCACUGCAGGAGCAAACUACUUUGUGAUUUUUAUACUCUUGUUAUUUAAUAUUUUGGCACAGGUGGCCUAUGUGGUCCAGGACUGGUGGCUUUCUUACUGGGCAAAUCAUCAAAAAAAGUUGAAUCUCACAACAAAUGGAAAUAAUGGAACAAAUAAGCCUGACUGUCUAGACCUUAACUUCUAUUUGGGAAUUUAUGCAGGUUUAACAGUGGCUACAAUACUAUUUGGCAUAAUAAGAAGUCUUCUGGUGUUUCAAGUUCUUGUCAAUUCUGGUCAGAAUUUGCACAACAAAAUGUUUCAAUCCAUUUUGAAAGCUCCUGUCUUGUUUUUUGACAGAAAUCCUGUAGGAAGAAUCUUAAAUCGUUUCUCCAAAGAUAUUGGCCACUUGGAUGACUUGCUUCCAUUGACAUUCUUGGACUUCGUGCAGACUCUCCUACAGAUUUGUGGUGUGGUGGCUGUGGCUGUAGCAGUGAUUCCUUGGAUACUCAUCCCCUUAAUUCCACUAUUUAUUCUUUUCAUUUUUCUUCGACGAUAUUUCUUAGACACUUCAAGAGAUAUUAAACGUCUAGAAUCCACAACUCGAAGUCCAGUGUUCUCCCACUUGUCGUCAUCCCUCCAGGGGCUUUGGACUAUUCGGGCUUUGAAAGCAGAGGAAAGAUUUCAAAAAUUAUUUGAUGCACACCAAGACCUCCACUCAGAGGCCUGGUUUCUCUUCUUGACAACCUCAAGGUGGUUUGCUGUGCGUCUGGAUGCCAUCUGUGCCAUUUUUGUUAUAGUGGUUGCUUUUGGUUCCCUGCUUCUUGCCAACACUCUGAAUGAGGGGCAGGUUGGUUUGGCGCUUUCCUAUGCAAUCACCCUCAUGGGAACGUUCCAAUGGGGUGUUAGACAAAGUGCUGAAGUUGAAAACCUGAUGAUAUCAGUAGAAAGAGUGAUGGAGUACACAGAACUUGAAAAAGAGGCUCCUUGGGAGACCAACAAACAUCCACCACCAGAGUGGCCUAACCAAGGAAUGAUAGCAUUUGAGAAUGUUAACUUCACUUACAGUCUAGACGGACCAUUGGUUUUAAGACAUUUGUCUGUUUUAAUUAAACCAAAAGAAAAGCAGGCAUUGCUGCAUACAUGUGAGUCUCAGGCAGUGGGUAAUUGCCCUCUGGUGUCUGUUGGAAUAGUGGGAAGAACCGGAGCUGGGAAAAGCUCUCUGAUAGCAGCCCUCUUUCGCUUGGCAGAACCUGAAGGAAGGAUUUGGAUUGAUAAGUACUUGACAUCAGAGCUGGGACUCCAUGACCUGCGGAAGAAAAUUUCAAUUAUACCUCAAGAGCCUGUUUUAUUCACUGGAACUAUGAGGAAAAACUUAGAUCCUUUCAAUGAAUACACUGAUGAAGAGCUGUGGAACGCCUUGGAAGAGGUGCAACUGAAGGAGGUUGUGGAAGAUCUACCCAACAAAAUGGAGACACAGCUGGCAGAAUCUGGAUCUAAUUUUAGUGUUGGUCAGAGACAGCUGGUGUGUCUUGCCAGAGCAGUUCUAAAAAAAAAUCGUAUUCUUAUCAUUGAUGAAGCAACAGCAAAUGUGGACCCAAGAACAGAUGAGUUCAUUCAAAAGACGAUCCGUGAAACCUUUGCUCACUGCACAGUGCUGACCAUUGCACACCGCUUGAACACCAUUAUUGACAGUGAUAGGAUUAUGGUUUUAGAUGCGGGAAGACUGAAAGAAUAUGGUGAGCCUUAUAUUUUGCUGCAAGAACAAGACAGCUUGUUUUACAAAAUGGUGCAACAAGUGGGCAAGACUGAAGCGGCUUCUCUGAUUGAAACAGCAAAACGGGUAUACUUCAGUAAGAAUUACCCAGAAGUUGUUCAGAAUGGUCAGCUUGCCACAGACUCCUCCUUGGAUCCUUCCUCAGGAUUAUGCAUAACUGAAACUGCACUGUGAUUCCUCAUUGCCUUAACUGUUCUCUGUAGAAUGUAAACCUGAGAUCAUCUAAACUCAGUGGCAAUGUUUGCAAGUGUCAAUGGGAGAGCAAAGGGAGGAGGGCAGUUCUUUGCACUGGACAUCCUUCCUAUUUAAUACUGAGAAGAAAAUUUAUAUUGUCCCUGUUUCUUUCAUUUCAGUGCAAUAUGUUUUUUCUUUCCAACUAAUUAUGUUUGUAUUGCUAAGGAAAUUAGGCAGAUUCAGUUUUUGCUUGAAAGUUAUGUGGUAGAGAUCUCUUUUAUUUAAAAGGUGCAGGACACCUAACAGGUCUAGUGUGCAUAUUUGGAGCUUAGUAAAAUAAUUGGAAUGUGUCCUUUUUUCUUUUAGAAAUAUUUUGAGAGCAAGA
This is a messenger RNA of Vidua macroura (Pin-tailed whydah), 4438 nucleotides long. RefSeq names its product ATP binding cassette subfamily C member 4 (gene ABCC4). NCBI's taxonomy places the organism in Eukaryota, Metazoa, Chordata, Aves, Passeriformes, Viduidae. Gene Ontology annotation, biological process: transmembrane transport. The transcript is spliced from 32 exons. Gene Ontology annotation, molecular function: ATP hydrolysis activity; ATP binding; ABC-type transporter activity. The record is from RefSeq and is a predicted model, not a curated record. Gene Ontology annotation, cellular component: plasma membrane. Bases 1 to 4053 code for a protein of 1350 amino acids.